Molecule: messenger RNA, 1572 nt
Organism: Adineta steineri
Lineage: Eukaryota; Metazoa; Rotifera; Eurotatoria; Adinetida; Adinetidae
Source: the annotation of a GenBank genome assembly
AUGGAAAAACAUGAUCAUGCAAUUAUAAUGGGUGGAAGUAUAGCUGGAAUGACAACAGCUGCUUAUUUAUCAAAAUAUUUUAAACGAAUAACAAUUAUUGAAAGUGAUGAUGUAUUAAAUGAUAUUUUAAUGAAAUCAACACCUGAUGAAUUAUUAGAAUAUCGUUGUAAUUUAAAAAAUGCUAAUUCAUUAGGUCGUGCAGGUGUUAGUCAAAGUUAUCAAAUUCAUGUUUUACAAGGUCAAGGUAGUAAAAUAUUAUUUGAAUUAUUUCCUAAUUUAAAAAAUAAAUUAUUAAAUAUUUAUGGUGCUAAAAUUGCAUCAUUAAAUAAUGAAUUUCGUUUUGCUAUUGGUGAUGUUUUAUUAAAUACAAAUUUAACUGAAGAUCUUUCUUGGUUUUGUAUUGAUCGUUUUACAUUAGAAACUGUUUUAAGAAGAGAAUUAUGUUUACAAUAUAAUAAUCAACAAAUUCAAUGGUUAUCUAAUACAAAAGUAACACAAUUAAUUGUUAAUCAAUCAACUAAUUCAGUUCAUGGAGUUCAAUAUCGAUCGAAAUUAAAUUCAACUGAACAAAUUGAUAUGUAUGCUGAUUUUAUAAUUGAUUGUACAGGAAGACAUACAUCAUCUUUAAAAUGGUUAAAACAAAAUUUUAAUUUAAUUAUUCCAACUGAACAAUUACAUGUUGGAACUGGUUAUGUUUCAUUUGUUGGUGAAAGAUUUAAAACAGGAAAUACUCAAUUAGAUUCAAUAUCUGUUGGUGGACAUGCAGUUCAUGCUCCACAUUUUAAUAAAGGUUUUCUCACAACACCAAUUCGACAAAUAAAUACUUCGGAUAAAAAUUCUUUAGGAUUAUUAUCUAAUUUUGCUGUAUAUUGUGUAAAUAAUGAAUAUCCACCAAAUGAUUCCGUUGAAAAUUUAUUAGAAUGGGUUAAAGAAUAUCUUCCAAUUGAUUAUUAUUUAAUAUUAAAAUCAACAAACAUUUUAAGUCCAUUACUUCCAUAUCGACGUGCUUUUGAUGAUAGAAAAUAUGUUGAAUUAGUUGGAAAAAAUUGGCCUGAAAAUUAUAUUUUAUUAGGUGAUUCAAUGUGUGUUUUUAAUCCAAAAAAUGGUCAAGGUAUGACUCAUGCAUGUCGACAAGCAAAACAAUUAGAGAAAAUUUUUCAAGAAAAUUAUCAAUUAAAAGAUAUUUCAUAUAUUUAUAAUCAACAAGCUUCAUCAAUAAGUGAAGAAUGUUGGCUUGGUUCAAUAACAAAUGAUUGGGCUGUACCAACAUUAAAAUUAAUUAAAACAGAUAGAAAUGGUUUAACAAAAACUUAUCAAAGAACAAAUGAUUCAACAUUAAAUUGUCUUCAACCAAAAAUGCCUUUAUUUAUGCAAUUUUUACAAUGGUAUACUUAUUGGUUAAUUAAAUGUGCUGAACAAUCAGGAGAAUUAACAACAGCUUUUAUUCAUGUUGUUUUUCAAGAAAAAUCUCCUUAUUCAUUAUUAAAACCAAAAUUUUUAUGUAAAAUUCUUUAUACAUCAAUUAUAAAUUCUUUUUAUUUAGCUCAUAAAUCUCGUUCAACUGAUUAUUAA